Messenger RNA from Rhodotorula toruloides NP11, 1290 nucleotides. RefSeq lists its product as uncharacterized. The transcript has a single exon. Lineage: Eukaryota; Fungi; Basidiomycota; Microbotryomycetes; Sporidiobolales; Sporidiobolaceae. Bases 1 to 1290 code for a protein of 429 amino acids. The record is from RefSeq and is a predicted model, not a curated record.
AUGAUCACAUCGAGACCCGCCAAAGCAGCCCCAGAACGACCGGCAGAGUCAGUCGCAGCCCGCCUAGUCCGCCUGCGCUCCGAACAAGCCAGCGGAUCCCGCCCCCGCUUCUCAUCACUUCCGCCACAAACCUCAUCCUCAACUUCGCGAUGGCUCGAGUCUGUGACGGCGGCUGAACGUCCAGCACCUCCAAGACCUGUAGACAGGAGGAGGGGUAUCGCCGGUCCGCCUCCGCCGCCUUCGUGGCAAGCUGCAGCCGCCUCUGUUCGGAUUGACCCCUCUCAAGCGGUCGAUGGGCGCAACAGGCAGGGCACCUGGCUGAAGCCGCACGAGCUGGUGGAAAGGGAGAAGCUGGCGUCGCGGCUGAAGGGGCGAGCGAAGCCGAAGGAAGGACCCGUCGACCUGUUCGCGGCCGCCGGACGAGUCGUCGCAGACGACAUCUCGCGCGGAUCCGGCAGCAUUCUCCUUGAACACGUCGCCUUCCUACCCAACCACCUUCGCAUCCGCCUCCUCGAUGUGUUCGCCGACUGGCGGAACCCGUCGCCUCUCACGGACGACGGGUUAAAGCAGUUGCUGCGACGGGAUGUGAGCGAUGGCGCGGAGCUUUCGCUGGAAGAGCUCGAGGCGCGGAUGGAUUCGUUGGCGGUGGAUGAUACGGAAGACGAGAUUGAAAGCGACUGGGAGACAGCGCAUGGGAAGGAGACGAACUCGCUCGACGCCCUCGACUCCCUCGAUCUUUCUUUCUCGGCAGUCUCCCUUCGUACGCUUCGACAAGUCCUCCUCUACGACUCGCACGCUACGGCCUCGACGCAGCCCUCUCGACCAUCUAUACCAUCACUGCCGCCUGCACCUCCGAAACUCGUUCCCUCCUUUCCGAACUUGCACACCCUGAACCUCACCUCAACGUCCCGAAUCCCCUUCUCCGACACCUUCUUUGACCUCCUACCGUACCUUAUCUCCCUCCGCUCGCUCUCGCUAGCCGGCAAGUCCAUCGAGACCUCCUCCUCAACCGUUACCUCAUCCUCCUUCCUCCCUCGGCUCGCGGCAGCCACUCCAACUCUUCGCGGGCUCGACGUAAGUUACAUGGACUUCCCGCACGUCGCAGUCAAGAGCGUCGACUGGGAUGUCCGAUGGCUCGAACUGCGUGUCUUGGGGAUGCGGAGGGAGUGGGUGGAUUGGGAGGGCGAGGAGGUCGGGCCGGAGAAGCGCGAGCGGAUGAGGCGGGAGGUAUGGGACUUCAUCAGCCAGGGUAGACAGAAGAAGCGGAGGUGGAUUGAAGUGAUUGUAUAG